CAAUCGCGAGCCGUCGACUGCUAUCUAGCUUCCCCGGAUGUUACUCGAAGCGCCACCCGGCCUUUAAUCUUCCCUUUUCAGGUGACAAGAAGAGACGCUUCUUUCGCUUCCGCGCUUGCUGAGGGGGGCUGCGUGUGCGCCUGCGCUCGGUAAAGGAGGGGUCUUCCCGCCCAGCGGCCUAACUGCUGCGCCCUUCUCUCGCCGCCAUCUUGUUCCUCUCGCUUCAAACCAGCGACUCCCAUCCAGCCUUGAAGCGGCCGCCGGUCUCCGCCGGGAAGGAACAUGGCGUGGCCCAAGCCGGGGAAAAGCCACCGCCGCGUCCUCAGCCAUCCCCGAAAGGCCUCCGGAGCGGCCGGGCGACGCGGGGCUGAAGCGCUGAGGUGAGCAGCCCUGGGCGCACCCGUCACCAUGGAGCCGAGCAGGGAGCAGGAGCAGGCGGUCCCUCGCCUCGGCGCUCGCCCGACCGCCUUGCCGCCGCAGCCGGAGGCCGACGCCCCGUUCUCGCUGCUGCGGCUCUUCUCGCAGCUGCUGCAGCGCCUCGUGCCGGGCCAGGCCGCUCCGCUCUUCUGGCUCCAGUCGGAGGCCCACGCCACAGGGCUGCCGCCGCUGAUCGCCGUCCAGCACCAGCUGCGCCUGGUCGCCUCCUCCUCCUCCACCUACGUGCUCGGCGCUGCAGACAAGGGCUCGCUGCCGGGCCCUCUCAGCGCUGCUUGGGAGGAGCUGCCCGAGCCCCGCUCCCCGCUCUCUAAGCUCCCCGAGAUCCUCCAGCAGGUGCAUCUGCGCGGGAGCAAGGCCGGGCUCGGCGCGCAGGACCCCGACGGAGGCUACUAUAGCUUGGAGGUAGAGGAGCAGCAGCAGCCGGACUCCUGGGCCCCGAGAGACUCGUUGCCUGCAGAUGACCGGGAGGAGGAAGCUCAGGAGCACCCAGGCUCCGGGGAUGCCUGCGGGCGUCCUGGUGCGGGGGGUCCGUGCGGGGAGGAGGGUCUUUCCGAGGCCCCGUCCGACUCGGACUCGGACAUAGAGCAAGAUAUCCCUGCGGUGACUAGGCCUGCGUGUCCUAACAAACUGAUCGAUUACAUCCUAGGGGGUGCUUGCAGCGGGGAGGAGAGCGAUGGGGAGGAAGAAGGCUCGGGCGGUGAAGGGGAUGAAGACGACGACGACGACGGGUUUGACAGCGAAGGCUCCCUUUCCGAAUCCGAUGCCGCAAGCCAGGAUGGGGAAAACAUUCACUUGUGGAACUCCUUUUGUAGCCUGGAUCCUUACGAUCCUCGGAAUUUCACAGCAGCUGUUCGAACUGCUGGGAACACACCCGAGGAAGCGCCUCCUGUUGAGUCAGAGGAGGUGGAGGAUACUUCCUCGUGGACUGAAAGUUCCUGGGAGGAAGAUGAGUGGGAGUCCAGCAGCGUGGAUGAAUCGGAAAACUUGAAAUUGUGGAACUCUUUCUGUAACGCUGAGGAUCCUUACAACCCUUUCAACUUCAAGGCACAGUUUCAGACUGCAGAAAAGAAAGGGAAAAAUGGCUUGAAAGGACCGACAGGGACAGGCCUUGGACCCUCUCAAUGUAGCAUCUUACUUAGCUGUCAGGUGCACCUGAUCGGUAACAGAGACACUGAGGUUACGGAAAAUGUGAAGCAUGGUGUCCUUUCUAGAGGAAAGUGUAAGAAGAAGAAAAAGGUGACCUUCCUUGAAGAAGUUACUGAGUAUUAUGUGAGCAAUGAGGAAGAUCGGAAAGGACCCUGGGAAGAAUUUGCACGUGAUGGGUGCCGGUUCCAUAAGCGAAUUCAAGAAACUGAGGCUGCUAUUGGAUAUUGCUUAACAAUGGAGCACAGGCAGCGAAUAUUUAAUAGACUCCAGGAAAUGUUGUGAAAUUAUGUUUUCUAGCACCUUAAUAAAGUAUAAAAAUAAAAGGGUAAUGCAUUUUAAUGACACAUGAGCUUCUUAUUACAAUGGCAGCUGCCUACAUGAUGUAAAAGUUGGGGGCAGUAGUAAUUUAAUGCUGCAUCUCAGUACUCUGCAACAGAUAAUGCUGUAUGUGUAUGGAUGCAGGCUCCAUUUGGUAUCAUCAGGCAUGAUUAGUGCAUAACUGUUCCCUUCUAAAGCCAAGUGUAUCUGCUUUGGCAGAAGCCAAUCCAGAGAUGCUUCUCUCUGCAUGUGCAAAGAGUGCUCUCUCACAUAUAAGAAAGACAAAUGUAUGAGUGUGGAUUUUUUGCACUUUUUAAAAGGGAAAAUAUUUUGAAGUAUAUUUAUUGGGUUUGGAACCCAUCAAUGCAGUUCUGAUUUAAAGUUUGCAUAUUGCAGUCUAUUCUUUUUUAUUUAGAGCUUGUGUAUAAUAGAAAUUGCAAAUCUUAUAAUAGUACAGUGGUAGCUCGGGUUGCAGACGCUUCAGGUUACGUGAAUUCAGCACCGCGCUGAAUCCGGAAGUACGGGUUACUUCCGGGUUUCGGCACUCACGAAUGCACAAAAGCACUGAAUCGCAACCCAUGUGUGCGCAGACGCGGCGCUGUGGGUUGCGAACGUGCCUCCCACACGGAUCACGUUCGCAGCCCGGGGUUCCACUGUAUAUCAUUCUUGAAUCAAAUAUUACCCAUCCUAUAUGUAUGUAUUUCUCAUACAGUCUCUAAUGUUCAAAAAGACAAGAAUGAUACAUGUUUGUUACAUCUUUAGUUUUAAAGUAUUUGCUUGUUCCAAGUCAUUUGCAAUAAUCUGCCUCUCAAACUGUACCAUACUUGUCUCUUAUGAUCAACAACCUGAAUUUAGGCUGCUGAAAGAAGGUAACUGUAGUGUCACUCUUAAGAAUGGAUUGCUUAAAUUCUAAGACAGUUCUGCUUAUACUUCUUGGACAGUGCCCAGCUAACACAUCCUGUUAGUUGAAGGAAUUCUGCUUGUAUAAUAGGAUUCCCCCCCUCCUCCCCCACCUGCACCUAAUGCCAUCCCCAAAUUACUCUGGAGGGUUGGGGGAACCCCUACAACAGAUUUAGGGGGCAGUAUCAUUGGCACAAGUGGAAAUUCUUACACUGGUGGGACUGUGACAUAGCAUUCCUUUGGCUACAACCCCAAUUCACACAGGCACCUAUAAUCAGCUGAGCACUGUGGAAAGAAUAAAGCAAGAUGUUAAUUUGAUUAGUGUCUGCUCUAGUACACAGAUAUAUCUACACUCAUAGUAAAUAGGAUUUAGUCGUUAACAAUUUGUAAUUCCCAUCAGCUAUGAUGUUUACAAAAAAUCAGUAUUAAUGCAAUUGUUCACAAUAGCAUCAUAACUGGUUGUAAGUCUAAUUCAGCAUCUAAUUCUUAAUGCAUUCAUGUGAUUGGGGAUGCAUCACGUUAUGUAGCUAUUGGUCAAAAAUUCUGUUUGUGUUACCAAGAGUUGGAUGUGUGUUUGCAUUACAAACAAUGACUUCAUGGCCUAGAUAAAAUAGCUCAGAGUCCAGAGAUUUUGGAGUAAAGCUCAGUAUGCUACUUAAUAGUACAACUAAAAAUAGUGCUCUGUUCCUUCUGAUUUAAAGCCACACAAACAUUAAUUGGAACCAUUUUGCCCUAUUUAUACCCUGAACUUUUUCAGUUGUAAAUUCUAAUUGGAUAAGCAGUUCUCUUUACAAAAAUAAAUCAAUACAAUACACAUGGAGGGAGGUGUUUCUGAUACAGAGGUGUUUCUGAUUUUUGAUAGCUUUCAUUCACAGUGUGCUUUAUUUUAGACAAUGCUUAUUUUGAAGUGGUAUUUUUUAAGCAGGUUGAGUUGUCAGCAAUGGAACUCUGGAUUAGGCUAAAUGAAGAGGGGCAAGGGAAUAUUUCUCUUUUAAGGGCUGCAUUCAUUUGGAGGUAAUAUGAGAAUAGAUGCUAGCAAUAUGUGUAGCCUCCCCCUUUUCUCUAGCAAAGUGCAUCUCCCAUCUCCCUGUGUUCAGCUCAUUACAAAGUGGCAGGAUCAUCUUUCUAUAGAUUAAUGAUUACACUGAAAAUAGAAAAUCUUCCCACUUUGAUACUGUUUUUUACUAGUCACCUGCAGAAUACUGGGUAGAAAGGAGAUUCUGGUUCUCAAUUUGAAGCCAUAAAAACAGGACAGCAGACUUCCUGAAAUAGAAUUAGUCCAUUCUCUUUCUGUAGAAACAUUUAAUGGUGCUAAAUGUGGCAAUGAAGUAUGUCUUUCAGCUCGUCCCCCCCCCCUGAACAGCAAGUCAUGAAAACCCACUACUUCUAAAACUUUAAAUCAAAACCGUAAUUGAUCAGAAUUUUAUUUUUAUAUUGUUUUAGGAAGGCAAAGUUAAGAGCCAGAUAACCUUUCACUUUAUACAGAUUUAAGUGAAUUUGAUUGUAUCUCAUUGGGAUUUUAUAUUUAAAGUUAUAUUUCUGUAUAUAAUAAAACAAUUUCCAACUAAUCUGUAAAAGUAAUAAAUACUUUGCAAGCUA
This is a messenger RNA of Podarcis muralis (Common wall lizard), 4401 nucleotides long. RefSeq names its product protein phosphatase 1 regulatory subunit 15B (gene PPP1R15B). The record is from RefSeq and is a predicted model, not a curated record. Gene Ontology annotation, cellular component: endoplasmic reticulum; protein phosphatase type 1 complex. Gene Ontology annotation, molecular function: protein phosphatase regulator activity. Gene Ontology annotation, biological process: response to endoplasmic reticulum stress. NCBI's taxonomy places the organism in Eukaryota, Metazoa, Chordata, Lepidosauria, Squamata, Lacertidae.